UGAUUGGUCUCUGGGAAGGGUGGGUUGCCCAUCUGGUGCUCCUCUGAUUGCUCUCUGGUCGGGAUAGGAGGGGAGUGGGAUGUUAUCAUUUCUGGCUCUUCUGAUUGGACCCCGCGUAAGGGGCGGGACCAUCGCAGGUCUCCUCCCUCCCAGUCAAGGCUCGGGGCGUGGCGGCGGCCCCCCAUUGGCCGGUGGGCGGAGCUGGCCGCCGCCGGGGCCCAAUGGGCGGCGGGGUGCGUUGGUCCGCUCGGCCCCCGAAGAGCUGAUAAGUAGCAGCGCGAGGGGGGGGUUCGCUGGUUACUGUUGGGGCUCGCGGGAGGAGACGGGCGAGGCUGGGUCCGAGCUGGGGAUGGCGGGGGCUGCUGGGGCCUCCUGCUGCCGCGGCGGAGUGGGGGGGCUGCAGCCGCUGAGGGCCACCAUCCCUUUCCAGCUGCAGCAGCGGCGCGGGGCAGGCGGAGACGGCGGCCGGGCAGCUAGUGUUCCAUGUGCUACUGCUGUUGAAAAGACAUGCCGGACCAGAGCGCCCAGAGUGAGGCGCACCUCUUCGCUAGAUACCAUCCUUGGAUCGUACCUCCUAGGACAGUGGCCACGGGAUGCUGAUGGAGCUUUUGCUUCAUGCAUGAAUGACAAAGCUACCCAGACUCCAACAUCCUGGCACGAAGUGGAAGUCGGGAAGGCCAGUGCCAGUACUCAUAAGCGUUCUGCAUCUUGGGGUAGCAUGGAUCACCGCAGAGAGAUUGCUAAACUGAAGCAGCAGCUCCAGCGAACUAAGCUAAGUGGCAAGGAGAAGGACCGGAGCUCCCCACUCCAGGGGGAUCACGCUGUCCUUGGAUCAGUCAGGGACUCCCCUCCUGGACUCCCUCCUGCAUCUCCUGUUUUGAGGCUCAGCCCCUGCUUACAUAGGAGCCUGGAAGGACUAAACCAGGAGCUGGAGGAGGUUUUUGUGAAGGAACAAGGAGAUGAGGAGCUUCUCAGGAUUCUGGAUGUUCCAGAUGGCCACAGGGCACCAGCCCCUCCCCAGAGAGGCUCUGAGGAUCUUUCGCUGCUGACUCUGGAACCCAGCAGUAGCAGCUGCAGCAGCCUUUCUCUUUCCCCAUCCCCUUCUGUGCCUCUCCGAUCUUCUCCGCACACCCCUGCGAGAGCAGCUACGGAGGAGCUUUCUUCAACCCUGGAAGAGCCACUGCCGGACCCCAAGGAGAAAGAGGAUGGUAGCCCCUCUCCAGUCCUGGCCUUUGCCUCGUCUCCGCGACCUAACCACAGCUACAUGUUUAAACGGGAGCCUCCCGAGGGAUGUGAAAAAGUCCGGGCCUUUGAAGAGGCUUCAUCCCCCAGCCCUGAUCAGAAUUUUCUGCCCUCCUGUCCCGAUAAGAACAAAGUCCACUUCAACCCAACUGGCUCUGCCUUUUGUCCGGUCAGUCUGGUAAAGCCUCUCUUUCCAAAUAUGGGUUUCCUGUUCAGAAGCUUCCCUACUACCCCCAGCCCCGUGCCAUCAGGCACGUUCACCUCCUGCCAGUCCACUGCCCCAGGCCCGUUCCUUGGGUCGCGGAAAGACUCCGCAGCAGAUGGCUUUAGCGAGGUCUCUAAAUCACCUCCACUGAACUUUGAACACUGGAAGCGCACCCAGACAGAAGAGAGUGUCCUCUUUCAUAGCUCUCUUGUGGUCUAAGGCCUUUGGGAGACCUGGCACAGCAAAGCAUCUGUGGUUCUUCGGUGCAUCUUAAACAGCCUGUGGUGCCUUGAAGUUGGGACUUGAGGGUUAGAUGGGCAGCCCUGGGACUGAAAACCACAGCAAGUUUCCUCCAGAGCGAUGGUGAAAACUGUUAAGUACAAUGUGCCACAGGACUCUUUGCUGCUGGAGUGGUUCCUUUCUUCGAGCCCCCCCAGUACUUAAAGCACUUUCCUCUCCUGUGUUGAAAUGUCAUUUUUUUUCCUGUAUGAUUGUUUUGCUGUCAAAGAGCAGCUGGGACUCUGCUGCUGGCAAGCAGCACGGAAAUGCAAGCUACCUGGCUCCUUAAAUGAAAUUCCUUGCUGCAGGUAUUCAGAGGACAUGGGAGAUUCCUAGCACUUCUCAUCCCCACAGUUGUCAUAUGGACUUCCUGCACCCAGGGGGAGGGAGGCCAGUAGCUUGGCUGCCUCCUGGAGAAGCUGGUAGAACCUGGCUUAGCUGAUUCCAGCUACCUGAAUGUAUUGGGCAGAAUUUGACAAUGCAUCUGCUCUCUAUCAAAGGCAGCUUGAGCCACUUAAAGCACCCAAAAUAUAAAAGAGAGAGACGUGAGGGGCUUGGAAGUGAACUGUAGACAGCUCCACUACUGGAUAGCUGAACCCUUUGAAAUAGCCACCUAGAGCUUUCAGGAGCCUCUUGGAAUGCCUUGCUGUACAAAGAUAGAGAAUGCAGAUCAGAUACCUGCCAGUGCACCUUUGAGAACCUCUGUUUGCAGAGGACCUGUACUCUGGGAAGCUUCUUACACGACGGAGGAUGAAUAAGUAGAGAUGUGGAACUGUCUGCAUGGCUUGGUAGGUAGCGGAGGGCCUCUCAGACCCCCACAGCCUUUUGCCAGGGGAAGGAGAUGGAAAUCUAAGUCCAAGCAGCAUACAAAAGGUUUCCAUGGACUUGUGGAAGGUUGCUGCUAGUAGAGAUGUUACAUGCUGCUUUCCAACCAAAUGCCGUGGACAUCCUGACUGGUUCUGGUAUUGUUUGCCUGUGCAGAGGUGGAGUUGGGGAUCAGAACCAUUUUGUCUCACUGCAGAAAAACUUUAUGCACAGACAUAAGAUCAUCCUAACUGGGCUGGAGUCUGAGAUCCUGCUAGACCCAGAGAUGCUUAUCCCAGCACAAAGCCUUAUAAGGUGAAACUAUAACAUGAGGAAUUCUGAUUGUAAUGCCUCUUGAAAAUGAAAGUAUUUGAUUUGUGUUCUGUUGCUAAGGCUCUGGGUUGUAUUGAACCCUAUUUUCUUGUAUCUGAUGUAGAAACUCUAUUUUCUUCCAAAGACACUAUUUUUGCAGCUGUUUGAAGUUUGUAUUUUAUGUAUGUAUUGCAAAGCUUAAAGGAGGAAUGUUAGCCUUGGA
Molecule: messenger RNA, 3065 nt
Organism: Chelonia mydas (Green sea turtle)
Lineage: Eukaryota; Metazoa; Chordata; Testudines; Cheloniidae
Gene: FAM117A
Product: family with sequence similarity 117 member A
Exons: 8
Coding region: 80-1666 (528 amino acids)
Source: RefSeq, a predicted model, not a curated record